AUGUUCAGUAACUUGGUUUUCAAUAAAUUUAUCAGAUUUUUCGGCAACGGUCUACUGGUGACUACUCGUCAAAAAUGUUUGAAGACAGUAAUUAACAACAGAAAAUGUACAACGAAACCUUCUAUUAAAGAAAACGUAAUUUUGACAGAUAGCUGUGUCAAACAACUGAACAAGAUAGCAGAUAACAAAUCCUAUUUGAGAGUCCAAAUCGAUAGUGGGGGGUGUUCAGGAUUUCAAUAUAAGUUUACAUUGGAAACUGCUAUAAAUGAAGAUGAUAAAAUUUUUGAAAAAGAUGGCGCAAAGGUCGUGAUUGAUAAGGAGUCUUUGGAGUUUAUCAAAGGUUCUUCGAUUGACUACCACCACGAGCUAAUAAGGUCAGCUUUCCACGUCGUCAACAACCCACAAGCCGAAAAUGGCUGCUCCUGUGGGGCUUCUUUUAACGUCAAAAUUUGA
This is a messenger RNA of Helobdella robusta, 453 nucleotides long. RefSeq lists its product as hypothetical. Lineage: Eukaryota; Metazoa; Annelida; Clitellata; Rhynchobdellida; Glossiphoniidae. The record is from RefSeq and is a predicted model, not a curated record. Gene Ontology annotation, cellular component: mitochondrion. The transcript has 4 exons. Gene Ontology annotation, molecular function: 4 iron, 4 sulfur cluster binding; iron ion binding; 2 iron, 2 sulfur cluster binding. Gene Ontology annotation, biological process: iron-sulfur cluster assembly. The coding region runs from base 1 to 453 and encodes 150 amino acids.